Molecule: messenger RNA, 2736 nt
Organism: Aspergillus pseudonomiae
Lineage: Eukaryota; Fungi; Ascomycota; Eurotiomycetes; Eurotiales; Aspergillaceae
Product: putative phosphoinositide phosphatase (Sac1)
Exons: 3
Coding region: 215-2332 (705 amino acids)
Biological process (GO): phosphatidylinositol dephosphorylation
Cellular component (GO): endoplasmic reticulum
Molecular function (GO): phosphatidylinositol-4-phosphate phosphatase activity
Source: RefSeq, a predicted model, not a curated record
UCCUGAGAGAUCGUCAUUCCUGCUCCUGACAAUCCAUCUCUCUGCCUGAACCUUCUUUUCUUUCCUUGCCGAGUUUUAGCCAUGCGGUGAUAUUACAUCCACCCACCCCACGUUCUUUAUUUAGUUUUCAUAUUCCUUCCUAUCUACUUCUUCGGUAUUGUUAUCUAUCAUCUCUCAUUACCCCCCCUGUUUAGAUAGUGAGCUGUCGCCAACAAUGGCUACUACUCUCCUUCCGUUCCGCGAUAUCAACCUCCACGCCUCCUCCUCUCAUUACGCUUUUACCUCGCCCUCUUCACCGAAUGCUCCCACGCUUGUCGUUGAUCGCCCAACAGGCGACUUACGACUGCAUGAUGGCACCCUUCCUGGUGCUAAGCGCAUUUCCAGUAUCGCCGGUAUACUGGGUAUGAUCAAGUUGAAGCUGGACAAAUAUAUCAUCGUGAUCACUAAAGCGCUGCCUAUGGGUCGACUUCGCGGACAUAUGGUCUACAAAGUAGCAGCAACUGAGUUCUUACCCCUUCGUGAGCGCCCGCUACAUGACCAUGAUGAGGACACGUAUUUGGCGCUGCUAAAAGACCUCCUCCGCACCGGGCCGAUGUAUUUUUCUUAUGUAUUGGACCUCACCAACAGUUUCCAGCGUCAGUCGCAAAGCGAUGCUAGCCUUCCAAUGUGGAAGCGAGCCGAUGAUCGGUUCUUUUGGAACCGCUUCAUUCAAUCGGAUCUCAUAGACUUUAGCCUUGGAGGGCACGAUACAACGAGUGUACGCUAUGGACCCCAGCCCGGGGUUGACCCUUAUAUUCUCCCCGUAAUGUAUGGAAUGUUACGCAUCACUCCGGCAAAAGUUAAGUCGACUACGUUCACGUUUGCUCUCAUUACGAGAAGAUCUAGACACCGCGCUGGAACAAGAUACUUCUCACGCGGUAUCGAUGAACAAGGUCACGUUUCGAAUUACAACGAAACCGAGCAGAUUGUGAUCCUGAAUGAUGCGACUGGUGGGUUAUCGGGGUUUGCUGGAGGGCAGUCCAUGAAAGAAAAAACCGGAGAUUCGGGUCGAGACCUCCAGGUCAUGGCUUAUGUGCAGACUCGCGGGAGUGUUCCCGUCUAUUGGGCCGAGGUCAACAACCUCAAGUAUACCCCCAAACUUCAGGUUCGUGGGGUGGAAACAGCCGUCGAUGCCGCACGAAAGCAUUUUGCUGAGCAGAUCCGGUUGUAUGGAGAAAACUACUUGGUCAACCUUGUAAACCAGAAAGGGAGGGAGGAGCGAGUCAAGGAUGCAUAUGAGCAGCUCGUACGCAUUUUGGUCUCUCCAUCGACCGAAAAUACCGAGGUCGACGCAGUAUCAUCCGAGAAGAUACAUGCCCUGGAGCCAGAUCAAAGGCAAAAGGAAUUGGACCGUCUCCACUACAUUUACUUCGAUUUCCACAACGAAACAAAGGGGCUGCAAUGGCACCGCGCGGAAUUGCUGAUGGAUCGCUUAAUUGAUGGUCUUACACGAGGCGGCUAUUUCCGUGGUGUAGAGGAUCCUGGCCUGCCUGGUGGACAGCUGGAUACACGAUCUUCACAAACCAGCGUUGUUCGUACCAACUGCAUGGACUGCUUGGAUCGGACGAAUGUAGUGCAGAGUAUGCUUGGACGCUGGGCUGUAACACGCCAGCUCACUGACGCUGGGGUCCUACGUCAAGGUGAAGCUGCAAAUGAUGACCGGGAGUUUGAGGAUCUGUUCCGUAACAUCUGGGCCGAUAAUGCAGACGUCGUCUCUAAAUCGUACUCGGGCACCGGAGCACUGAAGACAGAUUUCACCCGUACUGGCAAGCGUACUCGUGCCGGCAUGCUGCAAGAUUUGAACAAUUCCAUCACGCGAUACGUGAAAAAUAACCUCUUGGAUGGCCCCCGGCAGGAUGGGUUUGAUGUCUUCUUGGGCACCUACCUUCCUCCAAAUUCCACCCUUGGCAACCUUCAGCUUUUCCUAGACCGCCGACCUCUCAUUAUCCAAUCCAUCCCUUAUAUCCUUGCUGCUGGUGUCUUCAUGGUUUUAAUUUCCAUAUUUACGAGGCGUUUGCCGGAUGCUGCCGUAUGGCCUUUGCGUCUGUUCGUCAUAUUCUGGCUGGCAGUCACUGCCUGGUGCGCGCGCUUUAUACUUGGGCACGGGAUGCUUUACGUGAACUGGCCCAAAUUGAAUACACCAGCUGCUGGAUCCGAAGGAUAUCAGGAUGCGAUGAUCAAGGCCCGAUCCGAUCCUAUCGUUGGGCAAUUUCUUCCUUCCAGAAGGCACCAAAGGGGCUAUAGCAAUGCUCGACUUGGCUUUCUAGAGGAAGGGAAAACUAGGAUUGAAUAAUUUCUUACUCAGGCUGCUGUCAGUGCCGAGUUCUUUUACAUACUAAAUGGUACGUGUCCGGUACACACUUUCGUCCUUUACCUACUUCGAUGUUGCGGGUUGUAAAAAGUACCACCUCUAUAUACGCUAUCUUCUAGUCUCUCCUUGUUUUCUUUUUUUCGUGAAUUCAUAUAUUUGCAAGUAACCCUCCCGGCCUUAAUCGCACGGCUUUCUCUUGACCAUAUAGAUUUAUUUUUGUUCUUACCCUGUUCUGCCUUUUCUCUCUGCAACGUUCUUUGCCUUAUUCCUCUUGUUCGUUUCACCUUGCAAGACUGCUCUCUGCAUGUACUUUUUAAAGCUUUGCAUCGCGGACAGUGAUGAUGCUAGAAGUCGCCGUAUUACUGAAGUCAUAGAAAUACAUAUUC